Messenger RNA from Loa loa (African eye worm), 789 nucleotides. RefSeq lists its product as hypothetical. Bases 1 to 789 code for a protein of 262 amino acids. The transcript is spliced from 7 exons. Lineage: Eukaryota; Metazoa; Nematoda; Chromadorea; Rhabditida; Onchocercidae. The record is from RefSeq and is a predicted model, not a curated record.
AUGAAUGAAAUAAGACUUGCAAUAAAUUUCAGGACAAUCACCAAUAUUACAAACGAUGAAUUUGUAGUAAUUGCUAGUUCUAGUGCAAAGCAAAGUUCUCGUAUCAAAGUGAUCGUUCAGAUUGGUGAUUUUCCCGCAUUAGAUGUACUUUCAACAACAAAAACUUUAACGGUAACCCAAAUUUUGACCAUUGGCUCGUUAUCGUUGCUUUUUAUUCUAUUGGUCACUCUUUUUGCAUUGAUUAUUCAUAUGAGGAUUUAUAGUGUUAGUAAAAAUAAUUGUGCAAUAGUGAGAGAUUUAAAUUGUCCAUCGCCACGUUUUAAACGUGAAACACAAAUUGCUCCAUGUUACACCAAAUUUAAGAAUUCUUCUUCCACAUCUUCUACGCAUGCUAAUAAUAGCUCGACGAAAUUUCUCUUUAACUCAUCAAUGGAAACACAAAUGACAAUUAAUCAUCCGGUAACAUAUUCAAUGCCUGAUUCAGGCAUUGAUCCGGAUGAUAUAUCAGUUACGAGUUCAGUUACUGAUUAUCUCAAUCAAGUUGGUGUAACACCAAAUAAGUAUUUUGAAUCAAAUCAUUGCUCAUCCAAAGAACCUUUUAUGGAUUAUAAAGAUGUUACAAGCAAUGAUCCGGAAAUCAAUGAUUUAAUUUAUGCUAAAGUUGAUGAAAUUUUAAGUCCAGCAAGUCGAAUGAAUGUUUGUUUCACAUCAAAUAGCUCAAUCAAUAUUUCCUCAUUUAAUGUAAAAGGUCAAUCAAAAAAGCGAAAAAAGACAUAUAUUUCGAAAUAA